AGCAGUUCAAAAGUAAAACCACGUAGCGUUGUGUACAUCGAAUUAAAUCAUAUAUUUGCUGAUUUGGGCGGAAUGGGUGAAAAGCCUUUAAGAAUACUUGCUUGCGGCGACGUCGAAGGCAGAAUCACUGCAUUAUUCAACCGGGUAAACACGAUCCAGAAAAAGAGCGGCCAGUUUGAUUUAUUGUUAUGUGUUGGUGAUUUCUUCGGCACAUCUCCAGAAGCUGAAGCUGAUUGGGAGGCAUAUAAAUCUGGAGCUAAGAAGGCUCCUAUCCAUACAUACAUCCUAGGAGCUGCAAGCCAGGAGACAGUAAAGUAUUUCUCCAACUCUGAUGGCUGUGAACUGGCCGAAAACAUCAUUUAUUUGGGUCGAAGGGGUGUUUUCACCGGGGCAUCAGGUCUCCAGAUUGCAUACGUCAGUGGUAGGGAGGCUCAGCAGGAACCAGCACCUUCAUACUGCUUCACCCCUAAAGAUCUCACAGCCCUUGUCACACCUUUGGUUUCCAACUCUAAAUUUAAGGGUGUUGACAUACUUUUGACCUCACAGUGGCCUCGAGGAGUAUGGCAAUAUAGCAACAACCCGGAAGUUGACACAAAGUGUUGUGGAGUUUCCUCCAUUGGAAAUCUGGCUGACAAGCUGAAGCCUCGCUACCAUUUUACAGGGUUGGAGGGAGUUUACUAUGAGCGACUGCCGUACAGAAACCAUUUGGUUCUUCAAGAAAAUGCCCAGCAUGUCAGUAGAUUUAUUGCACUGGCAAAAGUUAACAACCCUGGAAAGAAAAAGUACCUGUAUGCAUUUAACAUCGUCCCCAUGAAAAGUAUGGACCCGACAGAGUUGGUCAAACAGCCUCAGGAGGUCACAGAGAACCCCUACAGGAAACCCACAAAAGAUGGCAAAAAGGAGAAGUCUGCAGCUAUUGAACAGGAGGAGGAACCCGCUUCCCAGUUUUUCUUUGAUCUGGGCCAGAAGAAGCAGCAGCAUAAUCAGCGGCACCAGGGUGCUGGUAGGAAAAGACAGUCAGAAGGUGGAGAUGGAUCCUUUCAGCACAAACAGCCUCGCAGACCUCCUCAGCCUACUGGCCCAUGUUGGUUCUGUCUAGCCAGUCCAGAGGUAGAGAAACAUCUGGUCAUCAGUAUUGGGACACAUUGUUACAUGGCCCUGGCUAAAGGCUACCUUACUCCAAACCAUGUGCUGCUGCUACCUAUUGGCCAUUACCAGUCUGUGGUGGAGAUGCCUUCUGACGUAGUGGAGGAGCUGGAGAAAUACAAAAGUGCUGUCAGGAAAUUCUACAAAAGUUGCGGCCAACGCACCGUUAUGUUUGAGAGGAAUUACCGCAGCCAGCAUCUUCAGCUACAGGUUGUGCCGGUACCCAUGCAGACAUGCAGUACGGAGGACAUUAAAGAAGCCUUCAUGGUUCAGGCUCAAGAGCAGCAGAUGGAGUUAAUGGAGAUACCAGAGCACACUGAUCUCAAACAAAUUGCUCCCCCGGGAACGCCGUACUUUUAUGUGGAGCUGGACACAGGCGAGAAGCUGUUUUAUCGGAUCAAGAAGAACUUCCCAUUGCAGUUUGGCAGGGAGGUGCUGGCAAGUGAGGCGGUGCUGAACAUCCCAACACGCUCAGACUGGAGAGAGUGUAAAAGCAGCAGAGAGGAGGAAGAGGCAUUGACCCAACAAGUCCGCUCCAAAUUCCAGCCCUUCGAUUUCACCAUGAAUGACUGAUGAAUGUAUUAAAUAACAAUGCUUUUUCUCAGACACGAUCACUUACACAUUCAGAUAUGAUAGAAACCACUUGGUGGCAUGUCUGCAGUACAAAUUAUUUUUAUAUUUACUUCAUUUUAAAUUGUUAUAAGAGAUAUUUGUUAUUAUAGCUUUGACUUCAUAAACAAACAAGGGAUUUUAGGUAUUUCAAAAAGAUAGAACCUGAAGUUCUGUUUUCGCCUGGCCUAUUUUUAAAUGAAUGUUUGUUAGUAUUUGACUGUUAUUGUUAUAUACUGUAUAGCCAGCAGUAUCUGUUUUACCCAACAAUCCUUUAUUAAAAAGAUUUUUCUGUCUGUGUAUACACUGUAUGGAAAAGUCUGGACACUUUUUAAAAAAAUGUGGCUGGAAAUGUGACUAAUGUGGAAUAAACCUUUCUCUUGA
Trichomycterus rosablanca is the source of this 2139-nucleotide messenger RNA. It is a transcript of the gene cwf19l1, whose product is annotated as CWF19 like cell cycle control factor 1. Gene Ontology annotation, molecular function: RNA lariat debranching enzyme activator activity. Gene Ontology annotation, cellular component: post-mRNA release spliceosomal complex. Lineage: Eukaryota; Metazoa; Chordata; Actinopteri; Siluriformes; Trichomycteridae. The record is from RefSeq and is a predicted model, not a curated record. Gene Ontology annotation, biological process: mRNA splicing, via spliceosome. The coding region runs from base 73 to 1719 and encodes 548 amino acids. The transcript is spliced from 14 exons.